Messenger RNA from Caenorhabditis angaria, 261 nucleotides. Lineage: Eukaryota; Metazoa; Nematoda; Chromadorea; Rhabditida; Rhabditidae. The record is from the annotation of a GenBank genome assembly.
AUGCGCGCAUAUCUCAUCACUAUUUUGUUCGUUUUGGCGAUGGCUUGCAUUUAUGUUGCUGCUAAAGAAGGCGAGAAAAAAGAUGAUAAACCACCUGCAGAUACAAAACCCCCAGGAAGUGAACCAUCAUCGAGUGGAUCUGAAGAAUCUGGAAGUUCCGGAAAUUCAACUGGAAAGGGUGAGAAAAGUUCAGCUGGAAUGAUGGGAGUCGCUUCGAUUAUUUCAAUGGCAAUCUCUUAUUUGCUCGUCAAUUAUUUCUAA